Diospyros lotus (date-plum) is the source of this 1427-nucleotide messenger RNA. RefSeq names its product phenylacetaldehyde reductase-like. NCBI's taxonomy places the organism in Eukaryota, Viridiplantae, Streptophyta, Magnoliopsida, Ericales, Ebenaceae. Gene Ontology annotation, biological process: steroid biosynthetic process. Gene Ontology annotation, molecular function: 3-beta-hydroxy-Delta5-steroid dehydrogenase (NAD+) activity. The coding region runs from base 174 to 1208 and encodes 344 amino acids. The record is from RefSeq and is a predicted model, not a curated record. The transcript is spliced from 7 exons.
CGCUUGUGAGUACGGCAACCAAAAGUGGAGGGUUUCUAGGAGUGGUGGUUUCGCCGGCGCUUCCGGGCCGGCGAAAGCGUCUGUUCUGUUGGCUUUUAUGGUUGGCGUGUUGUUUCAACUUCUGGUGUCACAUUAAAAAUAGCAUAUUUUCCAGAGAGAGAGAGAGAGAGAGAAUGAGCGGCGGGGAAGGGAAGACGGUGUGCGUGACAGGAGCGUCGGGCUUCAUAGCUUCGUGGCUGGUGAAGCUGCUACUCCAACGAGGUUACACUGUCCGAGCCACUGUUCGCGACCUCUCUGAUCCGAAGAAGACAGAUCACUUACUUGCACUUGAUGGAGCUAAGGAGAGACUUAACCUGCUCAAAGCAAAUCUUCUGGAAGGAGGUUCCUUUGAUUCUGCAGUUGAUGGGUGUGAAGGUGUUUUCCAUACAGCAUCUCCAUUUUUUUUGACACCAUCGGAUCCGCAGUCGGAAUUAAUUGAUCCAGCACUCAAGGGAACACUUAAUGUUUUGGAAUCAUGUGUCAAGACUGGAACAGUCAAAAGAGUUGUUUUGACAUCCUCUAUAGCUACAGUUUUAUACAAUGGUAGGCCUCGAACUCCUGAUGUGGUAGCUGAUGAGACUUGGUUUUCGGAUCCAGAGUUCUGCAAGGAAAAGAAGAUCAUAUUGAACCGAGGGGGAGGGAGGGACUGUUGCUGCCUGAUAAAGAUGUGGUAUCAACUUUCAAAGACACUAGCAGAGGAUGCUGCCUGGAAGUCUGCAAAAGAAAAGGGUAUUGAUAUGGUUACAGUAAAUCCAGCAAUGGUUGUUGGUCCUCUGUUACAACCAACACUUAAUACCAGUGCUGCUGCUGUUUUGAGCAUAAUAAAUGGUUCACAAACAUAUCCGAAUGCUACUUUUGGAUGGGUUAAUGUUAAAGAUGUUGCAAAUGCUCAUAUUCAAGCAUUUGAGGUUCCUUCAGCCAAUGGUAGAUAUUGUUUGGUUGAGAGAGUAGCACACUACUCUGAAGUUGUGAAGAUAUUACAAAAUCUCUAUCCUUCCAUUCAACUUCCAGAUAAGUGCGCAGAUGAUAAACCAUAUAUGCCAACAUUCCAAGUAUCAAAGGAGAAAGCCAAAGGGUUAGGCAUCGACUUUGUUCCCUUGGAAGAGAGCCUCAAGGAAACUGUUGAAAGCUUGAAGGAGAAAAAAUUCUUCAGCAUCUGUGCACUUUAACUCUCGGUGUUUUUUACCCCCUUUUAAUGUAAGAUGACGAGCAUUCCCCUGUGGUGAAGACUGUGAUCGGGUUGUGUUGUGAUGGCUAGCCAUUCUUGGCGAUGCAUUUACUUAUCGGAAGAGCUAAAACCAAAAUGGAAAAGAAAACUAUGUAAAACGUUUUCUGAUAAAAUGAUCCAAUGGCUUUGUGAUGACUGGUAUAUAUCAUGGCUUUUAGAA